Molecule: messenger RNA, 6216 nt
Organism: Hydractinia symbiolongicarpus
Lineage: Eukaryota; Metazoa; Cnidaria; Hydrozoa; Anthoathecata; Hydractiniidae
Product: proteasome adapter and scaffold protein ECM29-like
Exons: 55
Coding region: 114-5726 (1870 amino acids)
Biological process (GO): proteasome assembly
Cellular component (GO): cytoplasm; nucleus
Molecular function (GO): molecular adaptor activity
Source: RefSeq, a predicted model, not a curated record
GGUAGCAGCAUACGAAACAUAAUAAAAACUUUGUAAAAGUGAAAGACAACUAGGAUUUUAAACUAAUAAAUAAUAUUCGAAAAGGAUUGUAGCAGCUGAGGGUUGACCUGUUGAUGCUCAUUACACACUUAUUUAAAAUGAAACGAAGUUAUUACCACUGCACCAACAAAGCAAAGUUCUUACACUUGCACAAAUCUUCAAUCACUCAUACAUGCAUAAAACGAAUAAAAAUGGUUAACGAAUUAGAAUUGGUGGAAAAGGUGUUCCUUAAGAUAGCAUUUGCAGAGACUGAUGAUCAGUUGCAGUCCUCAUUGAAUGGAUUCCUUGCCCCAGUCCUUUUAAAAUUAUCAAGCCGAGAUGAACAAGUAAAAAAUAAGAUUUUAGAACUCCUAACUCACAUCAACAAAAGGUUAAAAAGUCGGUCAAGAAUACAACUGCCCUUAGAUUCAUUGUUAAAUCAGUACAAGGAUGAGAAAUUGCCAUCCUCAAUUCGGAAUUUUACCAUAAUAUACAUAAAAAUGGGAUACCAAAGAGCUGAUAAGGAUGUACAAAUUAAAUUACUUCCAAAGAUGCUGUCUUGUUUACAAGAUCGACCUGCUGCUCAUCAAAAUAUAAUAUUACAAAGUAUACUGUUUCAAUUAAAUUCAUAUUGUUAUUCGGAAUCAAUAUCAGAAAGAACAGAAACCUUUUCGUUUAUCAAAAAUGACCAAGUAGCUCGAACCAUUUUGGAUUUCUUUUCUGACUUCCUUUUAUUACCGUAUGAUAUGAAUUUAAACAUGAAUGACCCAUCAGUUCUACCACCACCAUCUUUAAGCAAAUCAGCUUUCUCAAGAAUAAAGUCUGAUCCAGUUAUGACAAAAGAACAAAUUGAAGAUGUAAAAUAUUUUUCCUUGUAUUGCUUAUUUUUUAUUUUCCACAUUUUGCUGGAACAACUCUUUUUUUUUCAGGCUAAACUUGGUAUCCUGAAGUUUCUUGGUUCUGAAUUACUUUCAGCCAGAGAGGUUAUUUUGCAUUUUAUUGUUGCUAGCAGCGACAACAAAUAUAGCAUUUCGGAUAAAGCUGAACAUAUGAUCAAGAAAUUUUCAAGUGCUGACAUUUGGGAGGAUGCUGGAACUAUGACGAAACUGCUUAAACUUUACCAAGGCACCCCUGUCAAACCAGCUAAUAUCAUUAGCGAUGUACAAUCAAUAAAUGUUCGGUUGCCUUCCAGUAAAAGACUAAAAAUGAAAAUAUUUCCAUAUCUCCUAAAAUCCAAACUCAUUGUAAAUAUAAAUGCUCCGUUAUGCUUGCAAGUCAUAUUUGAAGGGUUGUUUGGAGAUGACGUCAUCGCAAAGAUCAAACAUUUUGCAUUAGAAUUUAUUCAUCAUAUAAGUCAUUAUUGCUCAGAGAAAACAAUGACAUUUAUGGCACCAUUAUUUUAUCAAGCUUUGUCAAGAGUAGCUAUGGACAAAAAGGAGGAUGUCAAACUGCGUUCCUUGGCAUUUUCUGGAUUUUCAAAAUUAUCCAGAUGUCCAGACAUAUUUCGAAGAGAUAUUGCAUUGGUUCAAAAGUUGUUUGCUAUGCUGGAAGAAGAAGGCCCUGAAAUUAGAUUAUCUCUACAAGAUACUCUUUCUUCAAUAUCUGUAUCUUAUGCUGGAGUCACUGGUAUGGAUGCUACAAUGAUGGAAUCUCUAAUACUCUCUAAUGUUGAAAAAGAAGUGCCAUCUUUACGAUUAGCUGCAGUACAAUUUGCUAAUGCUGUUUUCCCCUCAACACACGUUUUAUCACGUUAUGCUUGUUUGCUUUGCAUUGGAGAUAACAAGGAUGAUGUAAAGGAAGAAGCUAUGCGUGGAUUGUCCAAAUCAAAAUCAAGAAAAGGCUUGGAACAAAAAACAUUUUUCCCAGAGUAUACUGAAGUUUGCGAUACAUUUUAUACAAAGAUAUAUGAACGAAAAUCAAAAUGCAAUGAAGGUUUAGUCUUUCCAUCUGUUGUGUAUGAAAAGUUACUUAAGUACUUGAACGAAUGUUUAUAUGCAAAAGCCAACAUUGUUAAGCAAGAUAUCAUUGAUGGCACAUUUUUACAAAAGUUGAGACAGUGCACUUCAACUAUUCUUAAUGAUGAGGAGCUGACAGAUAUAACCAAAUGCAGUAUAGGAAGACAUUUGUCUUUAAUAAAUGACGCACUAGUACCAACAGGAGGAUACAGCUUGCAUGGUGUAGCUAUAACCAGUCUACUUGAACUUGUUGCAGCUGUACCAGAAAAGAUCUCGCCAUUACUUUCUAAUAAUUUAGAUUGGUUACAAACAUUUCUGUUUUCUCCGAAAGAAGAUGUGAGAGAAUCCUGCGCCUUGUUAAUUAGCAUUGUUAUGUGCACACUACCAGAGAAUAAAAUUCAUCAUCAGUUAGAUGUAUAUUUAACAUAUUUGGAAAGCAAGGUAUUUGAACAGGUACAUGGCAGUAUUUUAGUUAUUGGUUAUGCACUUUCUAAGUACUUUCUGAAUAUUAACAAUGACAAGAUGGACAUUGACGAUGGAGGCCAACAAAAUAAUAUGACAGCUUACGUGCAAAGAUUUUUAACCUUUCUGAGUUUGAAACUUAAAGAUUCAAAUAUUCUGCUUUCAAGUGCCUGCUGUGUGGCUCUGGGUGAGCUUGGUAAACAUUUUGUUUUGCCUAUCUCAAAUAUGGAAGGCGAUACAGAUAAAGUUAGCAAACAAAAAAUCGUAAACGAUUUGGGAGCAUUGCUGCAAACUGCUCCAGAGAGCAAAAUUAAAGAAAAAGCAGCCAUCGCAUUAGGAAAUAUAUGUAUUGGAGACCCUGAAUUUGUGUACAGAGAGGAGAUUAUUAGCACUUUGAUUGAAGCUUCCAAGCUUCGACAACCAGAACUACAUUUUACUAUUGGUGAAGCAUUUUCUUGUAUUGGUGCUGGAAACCUAUCAAAGAUGGCAAAGGAUAGAUGGUUUUUGUCAAAUAAGAGCUGUCAAUCCAACACCACAAGAAAUCACAUGACCCCAGUUCUUCAUCGAAUAAUUAAAGAUUGCAUAUGUAGCUCGAUAUCAUAUGUUCGUCAGGCUGGGGUUAUUUGGCUCUUAUGUAUUGUCAAGUUUUCAUCAGACCAUCCUGCUAUUCAAGAUGAAAUAAAAGAAAUACAAACAGCAUUUAUAAAUCUUUUAUCAGAUAGUGAUGACGUGACACAAGAUGUUGCAUCCAGAGGUGUUGGUUUGGUGUACGACUUAGUAAAAGACGAAAAAAAAGAUGCUGUGGUGUCAAUAUUAGUUGAUCGGCUUAUGUCUGGUAAACGACCAAAGCAAACCUUUGAUAGUGAUACACAAGUUUUCGAGCCAGGAGUGCUUGGAUCUUCACCGGAGGGUGGGAACCUUUCAACAUACAAGGAACUGUGUUCCUUGGCUACAUCUAUGAACAAGCCAGAUCUGAUGUACAAAUUUAUGAACCUUGCCAAUCAUAAUGCCAUGUGGAACUCACGCAAAGGAGCAGCUUUUGGUUUUCUAAGUAUUGCAUCCUUAGCAGGGGACCAAUUGAAGCCAUAUCUAUCAGAAAUUGUUCCAAAAUUAUACAGGUACCAGUAUGAUCCUAAUCCAGGUAUUCAAAAAUCAAUGUCAAAUAUUUGGUCUGCUUUAGUUCCUGAUGGCAAAAAAACAGUCGAUAAAUAUAUUAAAAAAAUAUUAAAAGAUAUAUUGUCCAAUAUUACAAGUAACACAUGGAGGACACGUGAAUCUUGUUGUCUUGCCUUAAACGAUUUGGUUAAAACCUCCUCGCCUGAGGACAUCAUUAAAGAGCUGCCUUCUUUAUGGACGGUGGUUUUUAAAGUAAUGGAUGACAUUAAGGAAUCUGUUCGAAAAGCAGCAACUAUACUUGCAAAGACAUUAAGUAGGCUAUCCAUUCGCUUAUGUAAUGUGAAUCAAUCAAAGUUAGGUCAACAAGCUGUUAAGGAAGUCUUGCCCGUCCUGUUAGAGACAGGUCUGUCUAGUCGAGUUGCUGAAGUCAAAGAACUAUGCUUACAAACGCUUGUACAAGUUACAAAAAAUGCUGGUGCUUUACUCAAACCUCACCUGGCAAAAUUUGUCACUGCUCUUCUCGAAUCAUUAAGUGGUUUAGAACCACAGUACCUGAACACGCUGAGUUUGCAGUUAAGUCAAAGUCAAGAAGCACAGGACAAAUUGGAUGUUAUUCGGAUUUCAGCUUCGAAAUCAUCACCAAUGAUGGAAGCAGUAAAUUUUUGUGUACAAUAUGUAGAUGACGAAGUGUUGGUAGAACUUACUCCAAAGCUGUGCGAUCUUCUUAAAACAGGAUUGGGACUGGGAACAAAGGUCGGAUGCUCAACGUUGGUCAUUUCGUUAACAUUACAAUGUAGAGACAUGUUGAAUCCAUAUGCAGGCAAAGUACUUGGAGCAUUAUUAAAUGGAUUGAAUGAUCGCAAUAAUACUAUAAAGAAAUCGUACGCAAAUGCGAUUGGCCAUUUAAUUAGGCAUGCAAAAGAAGCAAGUAUCGAGAAAUUAUUGAAUAAACUAAUAAAAUGGUAUUUUGAAAAAGAAGAUGAAUCUGUCCACUUUUCUUGUGCGUGGUGUAUUAACGCAAUGGCUAAAUAUUCUCCAGAUACAUUUUAUAAUUAUGCUACUUUGGCACUUCCUCUCGUGUUUGUGGCUAAACAAGGUGAAUCUGUUGUGACUGAAAGUGUUGGGACGAGUAUCCAAGACUUAUGGGAAGAAAUCUGGAAUAACUACACUUCAGGUAACACAUCCGCAAUCAAGUUAUACCUCACAGAGAUCUACACACUAGUUGAGCCAUUGCUCACUCAUCAGUCUUGGAAUAUACGAGAGAAAGGUGGUAAAGCAGUUGUGCAGGUAGCAGAAGCCCUAGGCUCUUCACUGCACCAACCUCAUCUCAGUGAUUUCAUAGUAGCAUUGUUGAAAGCAUUACAAGGACGAACUUGGAAAGGAAAGGAGCAUUUACUCAAAGCCUUAUCAACGAUAUGUACGAAGUGUCGCUCUUCAAUGGUUGAAACACUUGAUAGCAACACUCUUGGCAUCGAUGUUGUUAUCGAAGCUCUUUUAAAAGAAUGCAAAAAGGAGAGUUUGGUAUACAAAGUAUAUGCGGUGGAGAGCACAGCCUCAGUAGUUCAAGAAUGGAAGAUAAACAAAUUCGAAGAGUUUAAACCAAUCAUUGCUUCAUUUCUAGAAUGGAACGAUGAUGAUGACGAUGACGAAAAGGAUCAUUCGUCUAAAACUAAAAAAGAAAAUCUGGCAUGUACCUCUUUUGAAUGUUUGGGUAAAGUUUGGCCCUACGAUGGAGAGUCGCAAGAGCGCCAUUUCCAACAUACGACUGAACUUCUACAAACUUAUUUAAAAAAGAGUACUUGGAAGACACAAUUAUCUUUACUGAAAGCUGCCAUCUCGUUCGUUGACAGAACGGACUGGCAACUUGCUUGUGUUGGUUGGCAAAAUAUAAAAAACGAAAGAGAUGUGGUGGUUGAUUUUAUAUCGUUGUUUAUACCACAAGUUUGCGAAUGUAUAGAAACUACGACAUACUCGUCGGUCAAAUUGAACGGUGUGAAAUUAUUAAAAGAGUUUUAUACAAAAGCAAAAGAUUGUCCAGUGCUCCUCGAUUACCUUAUGACGUAUAAUGAGCGAAGCCAGCAUGUUAUAAAAACGCUCUCAUCCAGCACCAAUUUUGACAUUACGAACAAUGUCCUAGAACUUUCAAAAAUAAUAGCAGCUUUACAAACAUUAUGAUUUGAGUUUUAAAUGCAUCAAUAAAAAUAAAACACACCAGCGGCUGCCAUGUUUUCCUCUUGUCACACGUGAUGUUUGCACGGAUUCGUACAGCAAAUUUGAUUGGCUACAAAAUUACUUGUACGUUUGUGCGCGCGAAUUUAAUUUCCAUUGACCACUUUAUAAUAAAAUGUUGUAUUUUUAAUUGUGAAUUUGCGAAUUUGAAUUUAUGGUUUUUGUCUGUGUUUGUAGUUAUAUUGUCUAAAGCCUUGGUAAUAUAAACCUCGUGAUGUUACAGCACGAGUGUCAUUGACUUCAUAAAGAUUUUUAGCGAAAUGUUUAUGUCCUGUUCUAAGGAAUUGGUCCCUGUACAGAGGUGUGGUUCUUGUACUAUAAAUAUAUAUUUUUCUUUUGUUAAAUUAUUUUGUAGGAUUACAUUAAAUUAUAUUCGCUAUGAAAAUAAUGAGUAUUAUGUUUAAAAAACGGCGAAAUAUAUAUUUUUUCAGUUCCA